AUGCCCCCGAAAGACACGGCCGUGCCCCCCGGGGGCGUCGUGGGGGCCCGGGGAAGAGGUUAUGACAGAUACUACAAUAAAUAUAUCAACGUCAAGAAAGGGGGCCUCGGUGGUAUCUCCAUGGUGCUUGCUGGUUAUGUUGUUGUCAGCUACAUCUGGAGCUACAGUCACCUGAAACAUGACCGCCACAGGAAGUACCACUGACGUGUGAAUUCCAGAACGUGAAGCUCUUGAACAGAGUUGGCUACUGGAAGAGACACCCUGACAGAAAACGUCAGGACUACUAAAGCCUGUACCAUUAUGACCAAUAAUAAAGUGCAUACACUUUACAUUUACUGAGCUG
Messenger RNA from Pygoscelis adeliae (Adelie penguin), 343 nucleotides. RefSeq names its product ATP synthase, H+ transporting, mitochondrial Fo complex, subunit F2 (gene ATP5MF). Lineage: Eukaryota; Metazoa; Chordata; Aves; Sphenisciformes; Spheniscidae. Gene Ontology annotation, molecular function: proton-transporting ATP synthase activity, rotational mechanism. The record is from RefSeq and is a predicted model, not a curated record. The coding region runs from base 1 to 204 and encodes 67 amino acids. The transcript has 4 exons. Gene Ontology annotation, biological process: proton motive force-driven mitochondrial ATP synthesis.